GUCGGUGCCGCUAUUCCGCACGACUUAACGAGGAAAGUCCGCGGCCCGGCUGCCCUACGUGGGACUGCCGAGGUGUUGGUGCCGCUAUUCCGCACGACUUAACGAGGGAAGUCCGCGGCCCGGCUGCUCUACGUGGGGCUGCCGAGGUGCUGGUGCCGCUAUUCCGCACGACUUAACGAGGGAAGUCCGCGGCCCGGCUGCCCUACGUGGGGGUCCCGGACUCCUGCUCCUCCCCGAGCAGCAGAAGGUGCCCAGAUGUUCUCCCCAGCCCUUUCACCGGAGGAACAAAGGGGCUUGGCGAAGAAUCUCACCACUUUUCUGUCGACGUACAAACACAUAUCCGACUCCUACAUAAUCGAAUUCUUUUCUGAAGAUCUCUGGAACACGUUACCCAUCAAAUGGCAGCAGGUGCUCUGUGACCUGUCACCCCCACAGAUCGCAGAGCUCUUACUGGACCCAGCACACAGGGACAGAAGAUAUCCAAUGGUAUGGCCUCUUUCCCUCUUGGCUUUCCGGGCCACGGCGCAUGCCCUGGCCUUUCCCCGGCUGGCUGGGCCGGAGCAGGAUUGGGAAACAGGCCCGCUGAAGCCAGAGGAGUUCCUGGAAAACCAGAGCCAGAGCUCUCUGCUGGGGCAUAUAUUUAGGAAACACGUCAAACCCAAGAAACAGCAUGAGAUCCGUAGGCUUGGCAUGUUAGUCAAACAGCUCUGCGACCAGACUGACUGCCAGAGUGUUGUGGAUGUGGGCUCAGGACAGGGUCAUCUGACCCGGUUUCUGUCAUUUGGACUCGGACUGUCUGUGACGGCAAUCGAGGCUGAUCAUGCAUUGGUCGCGAUGGCAUCCAAGUUUGAUGGCCAGCUGCUGUGGACCCUCGAGAAAGAAAAGCAGAAAAAGAAUGGCUCCCUUCAGCUUUCAGUUUCUGGACCCUCUCCCCGCCAUGUGACCGGUUGGGUAACCCCCAAGGCAUCAUGGGAGGUCUUCAUCAAGCAACUCAUUCCUGCUGAAUGUAUUGGAAAUGGUCACCAAGGGCAAUCUAUACGUAGUAAAAAGAAGCUAGGAAACUCUGAACAAUGGGAGCAUGGGUGGCUCCACACCACAGAACCAGAACCUCUUAGUUCUACAGAUUGUGCCACUUCCUGUUUGACAAAACAGCCCCAGGACUCAGAGCUGCCAUCACAGCACCAGUCCAGCUCACCCUUGUCUCCGAAGCACCUGCGCAAGAAUGACGAUAACAAGGAGUUUCCCUGUGACUGCUGCUGCCGCUGUGCACAGCCUGUCCAUCAAGCAGGGCAGUGUGGCUACCCAGCCUUUGUCCUGACAGGUCUCCACGCCUGUGGUGAUCUGAGUGCCACCCUCCUCCACCACUUUGUCAACUGCCCGCAUGUGCGUGGCAUCACAUCAGUGGCAUGCUGCUACAUGAAGCUCACCACCAAAGAAAACCCCAUCCCACCAGGUCUGGUAAUUCCUCCCGUUUCUAUUACACCGGCCAGUGACACGUCUGACUCAGAGUUUGGCUACCCAAUGAGUUCCUGGGUGUGCGGGUUGCCGGGACACCAGCUUUCCUAUAAGGCGAGAGAGGGUGCGUGCCAUGCCAUUGAGAACUACCUGUGCCGGUUGAGGGAGGAGAGCAGGUUGCUAAGGACACACUGUUACCGGGCAAUGCUGGAGACAGUAAUCAGGGGGGCGAGGCCUGAGCUGCGGAGGGCGGGAAUCCAGACGAUAAAGAAGGCUCACUUACUGCCCUUUACAGAGUACGCCCGUCUGGGUCUUCCCCGUGUGGGCCUGCCUGCCGAGCUUCCCCUGGACCUGGGCCGGUUGGAGGCCAUGCUGAAGCAACAGGGCCGGGUGGUGGUUUACUUCAGCCUGGCUUUGCUGCUGGCCCCAGUGGUGGAAACAUUGGUUUUGCUUGACAGAAUGAUCUUUCUGCAGGAGAACGGUAUCUGGAGUCGUCUGGUUCCCCUCUUUGACCCGAACUUCUCUUCCCGGAACCUCGUGCUUGUGGCCCUGAAGUCCAACAUGACUGGGGAGGAAAAAUGAAGAGUGUAGUCUAAAAAUAAGGGACUUUUUUUCUAUCUUUAUUUUACAUGCAUUACCUUUACAAAAAGAGAAGGUUUUUUUUUUUGUUUUUUUUUUGGAUGGCUGGUGUCCUCCCUUGUUGCCUGGUGAAGCAGUUUGUUGGAAAUAUAUUUGAUGUGGUUUGGGCCUCAUCUGUCAUGGCGGCUCCCAGCCACUCCAGCCCUGUUCCCUUCAUCUCAUGUCUAGCCCUGCUCUGACAUCAUCCCAGUCCUGAAUCCUGUCCAGUUUUCCUAGGUUACCCAUUUGCCCCGAAGCUUUUUCUGAUUUUUCAGUUGUGUUUCUGUGUAUUUAAGUUGGGCUGUUUGGUUUGAUGGUUGUCAGAGCGCGCCGUCAUGUGUCCUCGUGUGUUUCUGGUACCCUCAUGUUUCUUACCAUUCAAACCUUUUGUGUUAUUCCUGAACCCGCUGUGACAUCAUCUUCUGAUCUGAGCCGGUGGAUGGUACUGGUGCUGGUAUCUUGUCAUUGCUUUUUUUUUUGGCGUAUUCUUUGGCAUCUUAACGGAACAAAAUGUCGGUUAUUUCUAAGCUUUUAAAAAAUAUUUUCACUGUUAUUUAUAUUGUUUUAUUGUGAUUGUUUUUUUUGUAGAUCUGCUUUUAUGACAUUUAUACCAGAAAUAAAGGGAAUUAGUCAUUUAGAUUCUUUGUGGAAUCAGAGAUGGUUAUGGUAGGAAGAACUGCAUUGUGGGAAGGAUGUUUGUAUGUCGUACCUGGACAGUGAUACCAUAUUCUCAUAGCUUACCACCUUUAUUACGUACUAUGACCAUGGCAGCGCACAAUGGAAAAACAAAAGCCAGACGUUUUGACCCUGGCCUGGCAUGCCUGACAUGGUUUAGCUCUUGGGGGGAACUAGUUGUGGGACCUGUUCUAAGAGGUCUGUGACCAGUUUGUUUGUAAUGUGUGUUCCCCACAGAAGAUGGUGAUAAAGACAGAUGACUGGAAACAGUAAUAAGUGUCCUCUGAUGUUUAUUGAUCCAUUUAGCUGGAGGAAAACGUUCCGCAUAGCUGGAACAUGUAACUGCGUCAGUGAGAGAUCCUGAAAACUUGGACUUAAAUCCAAACAUCUGGACAUCAGUAAGUUUUCAUGUAUUCUUCUUCGUGACGAAAACCAUGAAAUUUGUGUCAUUUUCUCUUAUUUGAUUUCUGAAAACUGGAUACACAAUAUUCGCGAUUACUGAUAAAAUUGUCCAUCCAUCCAGCCAUUUUCUAAGAGCGUCCUUUGGCCAAUGAACAGCCCACUUGCGGUCUCUACUUCUCUCCACUCCUCCUGGAGAAUCCCUCGGAAAUCCUACGAAUUCUGGAGGGUUCUUCUUUUAUUCUUGAAUAUUAUCACUUAAAAGAUCAUCACCAGUCACUUUCUUGAAACAGAGCCAUGC
This is a messenger RNA of Lampris incognitus (smalleye Pacific opah), 3448 nucleotides long. It is a transcript of the gene mettl25b, whose product is annotated as methyltransferase like 25B. Gene Ontology annotation, molecular function: rRNA (adenine-N6,N6-)-dimethyltransferase activity. The transcript has 8 exons. The record is from RefSeq and is a predicted model, not a curated record. NCBI's taxonomy places the organism in Eukaryota, Metazoa, Chordata, Actinopteri, Lampriformes, Lampridae. Bases 256 to 2037 code for a protein of 593 amino acids. Gene Ontology annotation, biological process: rRNA modification.